UUUGAUCGCACACCUGCAACCAUCCAGGAUAGAUUUGCCAUUCGUAAGGGGGUUGAAAUUAAUUUUGAUUCCAAGACUUAGUUUUUAAUAGAAACUACUGGUGUUUCCUUAGGAAGGGAGUGCUUUCUACUUUAUGGUAAAUGAAACCCUCAGCUUUCGUUGGGUAUACUUGUAUGAUUUUUCCUGACAUACUGAAAAGGGAUUUAUGUAUUUAUAUAAUACAUAAUUUUAUAUAAUGUAUUCUGAAUAUUGUAUGGAAGAAUCGAAGUGAAAUGUAAAAAUUUUGCCAGUACAGUUAUUGGUGAUACUCUCAAAUCUAGUUGUACAUGCAUUUGGAAGAUGGCUCACUGACUCAAAUCUGCCUUGCAUCAUUUUUUUGCUUAAUUUACCGAGCGUGGAGAAUGGUAUGUAGAUCGUUUAGUUACAGUAUUUGGUUGAAUCGGCAGUGCAGGGUUGUGUGAUAUUGACUGACACAGGGCUUUCGGAAGGCAGCAGUGGAAGGACCCUUCCUGCUUCAGAGAUUUACAAGUGGGAAUUGAAAUGUGGUAGGUGAAGUAUGACUCGGAAGAUUAACGUUCUAUGCUGAGGAUUUAAGUGUCAGCACUAAUGGAACUGGGUGUAAACAGCUGUCCUCUAGUGUACUACAUUUACAUUUCUGUAUCAGUGUGUUGUAACUUUAGGAAAGUAUCACUUAGGAUUAGUGAAAGGUAACAUUCUGGUUGUAACUUUCGCUCUUGUUUCAAACUAACUGAAACUGUUUCGAAGAAAACCUUGAAGCUUCUGGACUGAUGCAAAUCAUGCGCCCAGGGGACAUUUCCCUGCGCUCUGCUGGCCUCCAGACUCCUCCUCUCCUCCUCCUACAAACGGUUUAGAAAAAAUAAGAGAGGAUCAAGAAGAGAACCUAUUACACUGAAAUACAGUUAUCAAAAUAUUGAACCAAACUGGUGAUAAAUUUCUUUACAUGCUUUUUAUUAGCUCACUUAGUAACAGAUUGAACACUGGCUCUAAUAAUUUCUUUUUGAGUAUAUGAUGCUAAUGCUUUGUGAAAAUACCUGUGGUUUCUGUUGGCGAAGAAGUCACAGGUGCUCUUCAGGAUUUCAUGUCUACCGGUGGAAUUGAAUGAGUGUUAAAUUGCAGCCAGAUGUUAUUGCAAAUAAAGAUGUGAUUUUUUUUCUCAUUCAGGUUCACAGAGACCAAGUUAAGAACCUCUGCACUGGAAGGCUGUUUACUCUCAGCCCAUCCCUUAGGAGGAAUAUGUAUGUGCCUCCUUUUUCCUUCCUCAAAUGCUUAUACCGAUGGCAAGGGUGAUGAGGAAGUACAAACAGUGCAGCUGAGGGAACCCAAAGCUUCACAGUAUGGGGUCAUAGUGGGGUGAGGCCACGUGGGGUUACUGCCUGACACCGGUUGUGAUGACUCACAGCUGUGAUGGGUUACUGUUCUGUCGUGUACAAUCUGUUUAGGAAGACGUGGAAAGAGAAAUAUAGUGUAGAAAAGGUUCAGUUUGGAAAUUGUUAGAAUAAACAUUCAAGGGCCGGGAGGCAUGGGUUUUGGUUGGAAAGGCCUGGCUGCCGAGGCCAUCAGAUGAGGCCCCUCCGGCCGUGUUGUCUGCCCUCCAGCAAGUGGACAGGGUGCCUAGCUGCUGGGUGCCCCGGCCGGCAGCCGUGCCUGGUGUCGGUGUGUCAGCCCCACUGGUCUAGUCACUGUUUCUGGGAGUUUCACUCACGGAGGGCCUGGUACUGACCCAGCAGACCUGCUGUCUGACAAGGUGGUUUCAGGCUCCUGAUGCAGAAGCACUGUGGCCCUGAGGAUGUGUCUGGGGGACCUGGGGAGGGGACAGAGCAGCUGCUUCAUUCCAUGUAGGAUUCCUUGGGGAAAGAAAGGGUCCUACAGCUUUGUCAGAAUCUUGAAAAAGUACUGAUCAGUCAGGUUGCAGGAUUGAGGGCCGGGAGGUAGUGAACCUUUCAGAUGCCCUUUGCCUUGGGUCUUCCCUUCAGUGUUGGCGUGUGCUCGUCCUGACGGGUCCAGCAGCAGGCCUUGUCAUCCCUCCCCUCAGGGUGAGCUGCUAAGUAUGCGGUGAUGCGCUCCUGUCCGGGGGAUUAUUUCUGUUCAGGGCGACCCUGCCACCCAAAUGGUGUGUGUCCUUUGGUGUAACCUCUGGCCUGGCAGAGCCUUGUUGGGGACAGGCUGCAGGACACGUGGUGGGAAAUGCCUUUAUUGUUGGCGUCUGUCUCUGAUGGGUGCCUGGCUCUUGUAGUCAGGCCCCAGGACGGCAGGGAGCGGGCUGACUUCAAGUCCAGGGCUUUAGGGUCACACAGGAAUAAGGAAAAAAGGAAUCUAGCGGGGUCCAGGGACCAAGGUAGUGCUGGGCCUCGGGACUGAUGGAACUGCGGCUUGGGCCCUGGCGGGAUCCGGCUGCCACCUUGGUCUUGACCUUCCCCGUUUACUUCCACUGAAGUGUAAGUGCUCUUAACCGUGGGCUGCUUCUGCACACUGUCUGCUGCAUGUUCUCCGUUUUCCAGCUCUGCCCACCUCAUCCUCUUCCUGUUUCCCAGCACACAUCCUGGAGACAGGGUGACAGCUCUCUCACCUUCCACCGUGUCCCCCAGGUGCUGACCUGGGCGCUAGGGGCUCCUGGUCCCUGAGCUCUCCCCAGGGAGCGGUGGGCUCCUUUCAGAAGGGUCUGCAGUGGUGGGUGGGGUCACUCGGAAGGGACUGUGGAUGGUAGGAAUUGUGAUCGCAGCUUUCUGAACAGUCUGAUCGGACUUGCAGAGAUAACGCCUUCACGAGAGUUUGGCAGUAGGAAUCCUCUGAAGGGUUUUAAGUGGGUGUGUCUUGAUCAGAUUUGGGUUUCCAGAAGAUCCCUUUGAAGACUUGGAAACACCCAUGUCCACAGAGGGGCUGGAAAAUAACUGCAUUGAGUCUGCUGCACCUGUAGCACUCACUCUGCAGCUGUAAACAGGAGUGAAGGUGACGACAACCUGCUGUGAAGCAUCUUUAGGAUAUGGCCGCAGAAGCCGCUGCCCACCGUCGGCUCCACCUCGGGACAUGCGGCUCUGCUCUGCCGGUGGCUCAGACACCGUUUGCUUUUGACUCAAGAUGAUUUGAUGCUGUAUGAAGAACUCGCUCACCAUGAUGGCUACACAGGCGUUGACCAUAGACAGCUAUCAAGACGGGCAACAAAUGCAAGUAGUAACAGAGUUAAAAACGGAGCAAGACCCCACCUGCUCUGAACCAGAUGUGGAAGGAGUGAGCCCUCCCCCUGUGGGGUCCCAGACCCCGAUGGACGCAGACAAGCAGGCCAUUUAUAGGCAUCCACUAUUUCCAUUAUUAGCUUUGUUGUUUGAAAAAUGUGAACAAUCUACACAGGGCUCGGAAGGCACAACUUCUGCCAGUUUUGAUGUGGACAUUGAGAACUUUGUAAGGAAGCAAGAGAAGGAAGGAAAGCCCUUCUUUUGUGAAGAUCCAGAAACUGACAAUUUAAUGGUAAAAGCAAUCCAGGUUCUGCGUAUUCAUCUUCUUGAGCUGGAAAAGGUUAAUGAACUCUGCAAAGAUUUCUGCAGUCGCUAUAUUGCUUGUCUAAAAACGAAAAUGAACAGUGAAACUCUCCUGAGUGGGGAACCUGGCAGCCCGUACUCCCCUGUCCAGUCGCAGCAGAUUCAAAGCGCCAUCACAGGCACUCUCAGCCCCCAAGGAAUCGUGGUGCCAGCAUCCGCUCUGCAACAGGGGAAUGUCACCAUGGCAACAGUGGCAGGGGGCACAGUCUAUCAGCCGGUCACGGUCGUCACUCCCCAAGGCCAGGUAGUGACGCAGGCGCUGUCGCCCGGCACGAUCCGGAUCCAGAACUCCCAGCUUCAGUUACAGUUAAACCAGGAUCUCAGCAUCUUGCACCAAGAUGACGGCUCAUCUAAGAACAAGAGGGGGGUCCUGCCGAAGCACGCCACCAGCGUGAUGAGGUCCUGGCUCUUCCAGCACAUCGGGCAUCCCUACCCGACAGAAGAUGAGAAAAAACAGAUUGCUGCUCAGACAAAUUUGACACUACUCCAAGUUAACAACUGGUUCAUCAAUGCAAGAAGACGAAUCCUGCAGCCGAUGUUGGAUUCUAGUUGCUCAGAAACUCCAAAAACAAAGAAGAAAACUGCUCAGAACAGACCCGUCCAGAGGUUUUGGCCCGAUUCCAUCGCCUCAGGAGCCGCACAGCCAGCCGCCAGCGAGCUGACCGUGUCCGAAGGAGCCGUCGUGACCAUCACCGCGCCCGUGAGCAUGACCGUGGACAGCCUGCAGCCCCUGUCGUCGGACGGGGCCACGCUGGCGGUGCAGCAGGUGAUGAUGGCCGAGCAGAGCGAGGACGACUCGGUGGACAGCACGGGGGACGGCGGGGCGGCGCUGGCGCCCGGCCACCUGGGCGGGCUGGUGCUGGAGAACAGCGACUCCCUGCAGUAGGGCCGCCCGCCCCGCGUUUUAUAGUUUGCACAGCAAACAUUUUACACAGUUUUAUUUCUAAUAUGUUUUAUAUGUAGGCAUAGAAGAGUGCACUUUUGUAUUUCCUAGUAAGCUUCCAGGGCGUCUUUGCUGGUGCAGCGACUUCUUUCAAGGUGUGUGUGUGUGUGUGUGUGCGUGUGUGUGUGUUUUUAAGGAAAUUCUUUCAAGGUUUAACGCUAAAAAUAUGAUGAAUGACAGACCCCCUCCCCCGCCCCCUGAACCCCUGACUAGGUUAAGGAAUAGUGCUGCCGCUUUCUAAACAAUGAUGCAGUUUCAAUUUAGUUCUGUGGUGGAAGCAGGUCUCAGUGGGCUGGUUUACUUGUGGAGCCCGUGGAUUAGGAAGAAGCUUCUGCCCCUGAAAACUGCCAGUGCGAGGCGAUGACAACACACAGCGAUAAACCGCGUGUGACCUGGUGGCGAGUGUACGGCGAGUUAAGUGUGGUUCCGCUCUCUCGUGUUCCGUGAGCCUGUGUCAUUUGCUAUAUGUGAAAAGAAACUCCUAUUUUUACCUUGCUGGAAUUAUUGGAUAAAGAGCUAUUUUUAUAAAUUCGCUAUGAAUUGGGUUAUGACUAUAUCGAGGAUAAAAUUUCUAGAGGAGAAACAGUACAUGCUUACUCUCUCGAUUUGGAACGUUCUGAAUUGACCAAAUUUCACGAACUUGCCCAAAGUUAGCUAGCAUUCCAUGGUUCUCUGCUAUCCCAGGGUAGCAAUUUACGUUUACUCCUAUAAAAGAAACACCUAUUUAAUGAAGUUUUGAUAUCUUCAAAUUUUAGUCUAGACGUAAAUGCUCAGAUUGCAUCCUACACUUGAUCUUAAACAUACAUCUAAAGGUACUUGCUAAGUAGAGCUUAGGUAAGUUAAGAAAUGGUAGCCAGUGGUCAGUUAAAAGCUCUUACUGACAUAUUUCAGUCUAAUUUAAAUUUGACCACAGUUAAAUGGUUAGUGUACCAUGUUAGCUGGGUGUUGUUUUAGAAUUUUUUAGUCAGCCAGAUGUUACGUGUAGAAUGUUUAUGAUAAACGAAUAUAAAGUGUCCUCUAUCCCGCUGGCUCAGAGCCGGGGUAAAGAGCAAACCCUCGGCUUUGUUACAUGAUUAACAAACAUCCACUGUGGGAGGGGAACUAGCGGGGCCCGGAGGAUGGGGUGACGGGGGCCCUCCUGCCGCCGUGUCUCACGCUGGUCCUGGGGUCGGUGUUCUCUCCUGCACGUGGUUCUUCCCUCUGACUUGAUCACGUCAGAUCUGGAGUAGUGUUGGGACUUCGGUUCCUGGUGACCAGAUGAACCCCAAGAGCAGACUGGGUUUGUUUCGUUGGGUUUUGAUUUGUUUCCAUUGGUUUGCUUUCAAGUGGGGCUUUUUCUCAGAGAGGAAACAGAGCCCCUGGUUUCACGGAGGAAAUCUUGGUGUAACCGUCAAGCUCAGCGCACUUCUCAAGGACAGUCUUAUGGUCGGGAAGGUCGCCAGUUCCUGAGAAGCAGUGACAGUGAGUGGUGUGGACCAAGGCUACAUGGCGGGUGUUUUGAGCUGGUGCAGGUUGUUUUCUGGAACUGACUUUCCCCCCCGAAAUUGUUAAUAAUUAAAGUUACUCACAGGAGAGCACUUCCUAGGUAGCUCAGAAGGAAGCAAGAAACACACAGAAAUUUCUUUUAAAAUAUUUCAGGAGAUUUAAAAGAAAAACUUGAUUCUCGACUCUUUUGGGGGAGAAAAUAACAUUUUAAAGCAGCUAUUGCGUUCCUCAUUUGUAAACAAUUUCAAAUAUUUUAAGUCAAGUCUACACCAGUUUAAAAGAUCAUUUGAAGUCCAACGAAGUUGGAAUUUAAGACGAGGCCCUGUGGAAGCCGGCCAGCCCCUCCCUCCUCCCUCCCUCCCUCGCCUCCCCCCGCCCCCCCUUCCCUCUGCCCUUGGGCUCAGAUCAGUGACCGCGGCAGGUGGUCGCUCCAGGUCAGCGUUUCUCCGCAGCAGAAAUCCUGUCCCGGGGGUUCGUGCCGCACAGGCCGCGGCAGCGCUUACGCGGGGCCGCGUGGGGGUCCAGCCGUCGGUGCCCGGGGUCUCGGCCACACUCCCUCCAGCCGAAGUCUGCGUCCUGCUCGCCACAUUCAGAGGACAAGGAUGAAGAUCAUUCGAGAGAGGGCGCUCUGGACACAGCCUGAGGUUCCUUUAAGCUCUUCCCAUGAGUAACUAAGGGGAUUUUAAACAACCUGACAGGCAGACUGUUCACCGCCGCCCGGCGUAUUGGUGGUCAGUUGGUACCUAAUAAAUACCCGUUUUCCAGCCCUCGGAUUUUUGAGAGCAUCUGUGAGAGCACGACCCCGUUGAGCUUUCAUUUUAAAUGAACAAGUUCGAUCCUGACUUUGCUUUUGUUAAAUUGUUUCCCUGUGAAGGAUGCUUUUGACGGUGGUUUAGACCCAGGUUAAGCGUGAUGUGUCACCUGCUGCUCAGCUCGUGAGCCGGUAGCGGACGGCUGGGCCAUGCCCCGGCCACGCUCCAGCUGCUGCACUAACGGAGCUUUCCGUGUUUCGAUUCCAGAAAUAAGACAGUGUAAGCAUUUAUCCAGUGUGCAAAGUGCGAUGGGCCCCGACCCCAGCUCGCUCACAGACCACAGAGCCCUGAUGCUGGAACCUCAGCCCCGAGGGUUCCGGGAGUAAUCUCUGCAUAACCUGCCCGUGACCCGACUCUUACCUGGGUGAGAAAGUGUUGGAGCACUUUUUCUUUUAGACAAGCUCAGACAUCCCCGGAAGGUGAGAACGGCCCACCUCUGGCAGUUAGGGACAGAAAUAACUCCGCCAUCCUCCCCUGUUUUAGUUCUGUUUGGUCUAUGAACUGACAAUCUUUAAAUGUGAAUACUGUAACAAUUGUUUUCUUGGAUUGUUGUCUUUGAAAGGGAUUUUUGUGAAGCAACUGAUUUAUCAAAGCAAAAAAAUUAAAAACAGAAACAUG
Balaenoptera ricei (Rice's whale) is the source of this 7412-nucleotide messenger RNA. RefSeq names its product PBX/knotted 1 homeobox 1 (gene PKNOX1). The record is from RefSeq and is a predicted model, not a curated record. Bases 3112 to 4440 code for a protein of 442 amino acids. Lineage: Eukaryota; Metazoa; Chordata; Mammalia; Artiodactyla; Balaenopteridae. Gene Ontology annotation, molecular function: RNA polymerase II cis-regulatory region sequence-specific DNA binding; DNA-binding transcription factor activity, RNA polymerase II-specific. The transcript has 13 exons. Gene Ontology annotation, biological process: regulation of transcription by RNA polymerase II; angiogenesis.